Molecule: messenger RNA, 2069 nt
Organism: Phasianus colchicus (ring-necked pheasant)
Lineage: Eukaryota; Metazoa; Chordata; Aves; Galliformes; Phasianidae
Source: RefSeq, a predicted model, not a curated record
CCCCGCUGGGGACGCUGCAGGCGGAGCUGGGGACGCUGCAGGAGGAGCUGGGCGCGCUGCAGGCCGGCCAGGUGGCCCAAUGGGGGCAAAUGGAGCGAGAUUUGGCCACCGCCAGGGCCCAGGCGGCCACCGCAACCACCAGGGCUGCGGCUCUGCAGGACGAGCUGGCCACGUGGCAGGAGCAGGUGGCCACGCUGGGGACUGAGGUGGAGACGUGGAGGAAGGAGGCGACCACGGUGCGGGACCGGAUGGCCACGUGGCAGGAAGAUGUGGCCACGUGGUGGAAGGAGGUGGCCGCGGUCAGAGGACAGGUGGCCACAGUGCAGGACGAGCUGGCCACGUGGCAGGAGCAGGUGACCACGCUGAGGACGGAGGUGGCCACGUGGCACAAGGAGGUGGCCACGGUGGGGGACCGGGUGGCCACGUGGCAGGAAGAGGUGGCCGUGGUGAGAGGAGAGGUGGCCGUGGUACAGGACGAGGUGGCCACAUGGUGGAAGGAGGUGACCGUGGUGCAGGACCAGGUGGCCACAAGGCAGGAGGUGACCGUGGUGAGAGGAGAGGUGGCCACGUGGCACAAGGAAGUGGACACGGUGAGAGGAAAGGUGGCCACGGUACAGGACGAGAUGGCCAUGUGGCAGGAGCAGGUGGCCACACUGAGGGCUGAGGUGGCCACUUUGAAGGGAGAGGUGACCACGUGGAAGGAGGAGGUGGACACGGUGAGAGGACAGGUGGCCAUGUGGCACGAAGAGGUGAAGGACCAGGUGGCCGCAGUGAGAGGAGAAGUGGCCACAGGGAGAGGAGAGGUGGCCAGGUGGCACAAGGAGGUGGCCACAAUGCAGGACCAGGUGGCCGCAGUGAAUGGAGUAGAGGCCACAGUGAGAGAAGAGGUGGCCAUGUGGCACAAGGAGGUGGCCACAAUGCAGGACCAGGUGGCCGCAGUGAGAGGAGAAGUGGCCACAGGGAGAGGAGAGGUGGCCAUGUGGCACAAGGAGGUGGCCACAAUGCAGGACCAGGUGGCCCCAGUGAGAGAAGAAGUGGCCACGAUGAGAGAAGAGGUGGCCAUGUGGCACAAGGAGGUGGCCACAGUGCAAGACCAGGUGGCCGCAGUGAAUGGAGUAGAGGCCACAGGGAGAGGAGAGGUGGCCAGGUGGCACAAGGAGGUGGCCACAGUGCAGGACCAGGUGGCCGCAGUGAGAGAAGAAGUGGCCACGGUGAGAGGAGAGGUGGCCAUGUGGCACGAGGAGGUGGCCACAAUGCAGGACCAGGUGGCCGCAGUGAGAGGAGAAGUGGCCACGAUGAGAGAAGAGGUGGCCAUGUGGCACAAGGAGGUGGCCACAAUGCAGGACCAGGUGGCCGCAGUGAGAGAAGAAGUGGCCACGGUGAGAGGAGAGGUGGCCACGUGGAAGGAGCAGGGAGCCCAGAAAGCCACCAUACAACUGGAGAAGCUGAAGGAGGAGCUGGCCGAGGAACCGCGUCACCGUCACCUCCGCCUGUCCCAGCAGCCGGGUGACAGCUGGGGACACCGGUCCCCCCCAGUCUUGGAGCCACCCCCACUGUCACCUCCCACUGUCACCUCGCGGACCCCAGACCCCGAUGUCACCGCCACGUCACCGAGCACGGAGGGGACAGAGGAUCAGGUAUGCGGGGACAUGGGGGGUGACACUGCCACCAUUGAGGGGUGACACCACCAUCAUUGAGGGGUGACACUGCCAACACCGAGGGGUGACACCACCACUACUGAGGGUGACACCAACACCACCAAUGGGUGACACCACCGUCAUUGAGGGGUGACACCGCCAACACCGGGGGGUGCCACCACCACUACUGCGGGUGGCACCAAUGCCACCAAUGGGUGACACCACCUCUGAUGAGGGGUGACACUGACACCACUGAGGGUGACACCAACACCACCAGUGGGUGACACCAACACCACCAAGGGGUGGCAUCACCACCACCAAUGGGUGAUGCCAACACCACUGAGAGGUGACACCGCCAUCACUGAGCAGUGACACCGCCACCAUCAAGGGGUGACACCACCACUACUGAGGGUGACACCAACACCAACAAUG